GACAAGGAAGACGGAUGUAUUACUCUCGAGUAGUACAACUCAACGACGAAAUAGACGAUUUGUUAUUUUCAAAUGGUAUCGACACGUAAUUUGUGAGUAAAUUGAUACUUGAAAAGCGCCUUCGAAAUUAAUUGAUAAAGGAACGUCUCGUGUCGAUCAUUGCUAUAACUGUACAUUAAUCUCGAGAACAGGCGCAUGUAUGGAUACCAAUACCGAAAAAAGAUACUUUCUCGAUGCGUUACGCUUGUUUUACGAAACUCAGUGGCUUCAUAACAUACCAGUGACCGAGAUACUAACUCAAGGAUGCUUGGAUUCAAUCCCCAGGGAAUGGAUGGAUCAUUUGCAAGUUUUGCAGAACGACGAACUCAAUAAUUUCGUAGUGGAAAAAAUGACGAAGUCGGAGUGGCCAGAUUCCUUAAAAGCGUACGUUAAUCAUUGCAAAGUAACCGACAGGUUGUCGUCUACGCUCACGUUACCCUCCGCGGAAUUGCCGCAGAAUUUCAGAAUAGGUCUCAGCCGAAAGAAACAACAUGAAAUAAUGCAUUUAGCUCGCUUAGUGCACGUGCAAUGCAAGCCAUACAAUAUCCAAACGAUCAUAGAUUUGGGCGCCGGUCUGGGAUACGUGUGCCAGAUGUUACAUCAUCUGUACGGUUAUCAAGUCCUGGGAUUAGAAAGGAAGGAGGAGAAUGUGAACAGAGCCUGCACCAAGCAACGAACAGCGUAUCCUGAGUCUUUGACCCACGUCAGAUACAUCCAUUGCGACGUGACGUGCGAUUCCGCCGAUAGGAUAGAAUCCAUUCUACAGCGAGAGUUUCCCAACACCACGGCCGCGUGUUUGAUCGGUCUGCACGCCUGUGGUGAUCUCAGCACGAGCGCGUCGAGGAUCUUUCGCAGGAUGAAAUCUGCGAAACUGCUCAUCCUUAUUUCCUGCUGUUACCAUAAACUUUCCAUUUCCGACAGCGUGCGGACUCCGUCGCAGGAGAAGCAGUACUUCCGCAAUUUCCCGAUGUCCAACUGCCUACGGGAAGUCAUCGCUACGCACAGCUUCGACGUGGGACAGUUUUUGCGAGUGCCCUUCUUGCGACUAGCGUGUCAGGAGUCGGUGGACAAGUGGCGCGGCAUGUCCGGGGAGAAACACGACGAACAUUCCUUUCACGUUCUCGCCAGAGCCGUACUUGAGUUGUACUCGCAACAGAAUAAUCUCAUUCUGAGGAAGAAGGUACGGAAAGGCACGAGAAAAUCGCAGUGUAUGGACUUUCAGACUUAUGUUAAGGAUUCACUGUUGAGAUAUGAUCUGAUGCCAAAAUCGGACAUGGAUUUAACAGGCGACGUAAUCACACGCGAUGAACUGGAGAGGGAUAUCUCGCGUGUAUGGGAAAAGCAGAAUGAAAGAUUACGAGCUGUGGAGAUUUACACUGGACUACAAAUGAUGCUGCAACUCCCGGCAGAGUCAUUGGUCUUGCAAGAUCGCUUGUGUUGGUUGCACGAGCAAGGUUUGGAAGCGAUGAUUGUGCCUGUGAUGAACAAACGUCUGUCUCCUCGUUCGCACGCGAUUGUAUCUCAUAAACGCUGAAGAUUCUUUGCCACACACACACACACACAGCUUUUUUUCUAUCUCCAUAAAUUAAAAU
Harpegnathos saltator (Jerdon's jumping ant) is the source of this 1631-nucleotide messenger RNA. Its product is annotated as methyltransferase-like protein 25. NCBI's taxonomy places the organism in Eukaryota, Metazoa, Arthropoda, Insecta, Hymenoptera, Formicidae. The record is from RefSeq and is a predicted model, not a curated record. Bases 200 to 1573 code for a protein of 457 amino acids. The transcript is spliced from 6 exons.